Mangifera indica (mango) is the source of this 995-nucleotide messenger RNA. Its product is annotated as chlorophyll a-b binding protein 6A, chloroplastic-like. The transcript is spliced from 4 exons. Bases 92 to 835 code for a protein of 247 amino acids. Gene Ontology annotation, biological process: photosynthesis, light harvesting in photosystem I; response to light stimulus. NCBI's taxonomy places the organism in Eukaryota, Viridiplantae, Streptophyta, Magnoliopsida, Sapindales, Anacardiaceae. The record is from RefSeq and is a predicted model, not a curated record. Gene Ontology annotation, cellular component: membrane.
UUAUCCACUCUUAAACUCCCUCCCUUUCUCCAUUUUCAUUAUCACCUCUCUCAGAAAAUCAACAACAAGACUCUUCUUUCAAGUUCUGAGAAUGUCUUCCAAUACAUUGAUGAGCUGUGGCAUUGCCACCACCGCCUUCCCUUCAGUUCUCUCCUCUUCUAAAUCUAAGUUUGCUACUGCUGUUUCACUUCCUUGUUCUACUGUCAAUGCUACUUCACGCUUCUCCAUGUCUGCCGACUGGAUGCCCGGCCAGCCCCGCCCUCCUUACCUUGACGGUUCAGCUCCAGGUGACUUUGGAUUUGACCCCCUUCGGCUCGGUGAGGUUCCCGAGAAUCUUGAGAGAUAUAAGGAAUCUGAACUCAUUCACUGCAGAUGGGCUAUGCUUGCUGUUCCAGGGAUCCUAGUACCAGAGGCAUUAGGAUUAGGCAACUGGGUAAAGGCUCAAGAGUGGGCUGCAAUUCCUGGUGGACAAGCAACUUACUUAGGCAACCCAGUUCCAUGGGGCACUCUCCCCACCAUUUUGGUCAUUGAAUUUCUCGCCAUUGCCUUUGUGGAGCACCAACGCAGCAUGGAGAAAGACACCGAGAAGAAGAAGUAUCCUGGUGGUGCGUUUGACCCCUUGGGAUUCUCCAAGGACCCCCAGAAGUUUGAGGAGUACAAGGUUAAAGAGAUAAAAAAUGGUCGCCUUGCAUUGUUGGCAUUCGUGGGGUUCUGCGUGCAACAAUCGGCUUAUCCAGGCACAGGACCAUUGGAGAACUUGGCAACUCACUUGGCUGAUCCAUGGCACAACAACAUUGGGAACGUUAUCAUCCCCAGAGGGCUUAUGCCGAAUUAAUCUUUCAUCCAUAUCCACUGUAAAAUUACAUCUAAUGAAACAGUUUUCAUGUAUUUUGACUCUCAAGAUUGGAAGUAAUUUUCUACCAAUAUCUUGUAAUAUUUGAAGUACAACUACUAUUGUGGUUUAUGGCAUAAUAAUCGAAUUGCGUAUUAUAUCA